AUGUCAGAUGGUGUUGAGAUGAUCAUCAACCUGGCCCUCUUUGGUGGGACCCAGAGCGGGAAGAGUUCUGCUGGCAAUAGCUUGCUGGGCAGCACAGACUUCCCCAGCUGUUUGGCUCCAUUUUCCGUGACCAAGGGCUGCAGCCUGGGCCGAAGCUGCCAAAUCCCCCACUUCAUGAGGCGUAGUGGGCGAGAAAUGAAUCUGCAGAUUCAAGUAUUAGACACGCCAGGCUAUCCCCACAGCAGCCUGAGCCAGGAGCAGGUGAAACAACAAGUGCAGGAGGCCCUCGCAAGGCAUUUUGGACAUGACGGCCUCCACCUUGCCUUACUGGUCCUGAGAGCUGAUGUAGCCCUCUGCGGAGAGGGAGAAUGUUCCUCUAUCCAGCUGGUUCAGGAACUUCUUGGUCCUGCUUGGAAGAAUUUUACUGCCAUUCUUUUCACCCAUGCAGAAAAACUAGAAGAAGCUCGACUCAGUGAAGAAGAAUACUUACACACUGCUUCUCAUCCACUAUUAAAUCUACUGAAAUCUGUUCAACAGAAAUAUAUUUUUCAAUACAAUCAAAAAAUCCCACUUAAAGAACAAAGAAUAAUAACUUUAAAAAGAAUCAUAGAAUUUGUAAAAGCAAAUUGUUACCAAGCUCUUUAUUUUAAAUAAAAGUACUUCGCAAGUGUGAAUUCUUUUAAAAUAAAUUUAGUGAUGAAAGCUAAAAUGUUGAAAGCAAAUUCAAAUACUCAUCUGAAGAAAGAAUAGUAGCCUCUAAUCUAUAAACAUGUUGCAACUUUUAUGAGUUCAAUAUUUGCGAAUUUAACAUGAAACAUGUUUUUUCACAGAAGCAAUAUUUUCUGGGUAUCAUUUGGGCCCCCGGGCUAGGUCAUAGAAGUCCAUUUAAGUCACUGAUACAACUGGGUGGCAGAGGGGAUUAAAGUGCUGGCCUUGGAAUCAGAAUAUCCUGAAUUCAAAUCCAACCUCAGACACUAGCUGUGUGACCCUGGGCAAGUCACUUGACCUCUGUUUGCCUCAGUUUCCUUAACUGUAAAAUAGGAAUAAUAGCAUCUACCUUGCAGGGUGGUUGUGAAGAUCAAAUGGGAUAACUAUAAAGUGCUUAGCACAGUUCAUAGCACAUAGUCAUUGUUGAGUUAUGUCCAACUCUUAAUGACCUCAUUUGGGGUUUUCUUUUUUUUUUUUCUUUUUUAGUGAGGCAAUUGGGGUUAAGUGACUUUCCCAGGGUCACACAGCUAGUA
Molecule: messenger RNA, 1241 nt
Organism: Dromiciops gliroides (monito del monte)
Lineage: Eukaryota; Metazoa; Chordata; Mammalia; Microbiotheria; Microbiotheriidae
Gene: GIMD1
Product: GIMAP family P-loop NTPase domain containing 1
Exons: 2
Coding region: 1-654 (217 amino acids)
Molecular function (GO): GTP binding
Source: RefSeq, a predicted model, not a curated record